Messenger RNA from Ceutorhynchus assimilis (cabbage seed weevil), 1777 nucleotides. The record is from the annotation of a GenBank genome assembly. NCBI's taxonomy places the organism in Eukaryota, Metazoa, Arthropoda, Insecta, Coleoptera, Curculionidae.
AGACGCCAUUUUUCUGAUUUCCUAUUAAUUUUGGAAAACCGACCAUCAAGCGCAUUUUUCCAUUUUCUCUGUCUCCAGCUUAUUUAUUAAUCACCAAAAGACUGACCUAAAAAAGUGUAACCUUUCAAACAACAGGCCUUGAAGGUAAAACCAAAUUAUUUCCUAAUCAAACAACAACAUAAUGGAAACGGCGGCGGCGGCGGCGGCAGAACAACCAUCCGAAUCCGAAGUGUAUAUCGAAGCCCCACAAGUGAACUACGCCCCGUACAAUUUCGACAAGACAGCCUUGGAAUUGGCCAGAGCCCAAUGGGCAAACUACGCCGACCAGCACUAUUUGAAAAACUGCAAAUGGUCCCCCGAUGGAACUUGCCUGCUCACCGUGAUAAGGGGCGGCGGGAUGAACGUUUUCGAACUGCCCAGCGAAUUGUACACUUGCGAUACCCUGCUCCAAACUCGUACCAUAGACGCCCUGACCCCUGCAGUAUCGGUACAGGAAACCGGGCUUAUUUACGAUUAUGAUUGGUAUCCUGGGAUGAACAGCGCUAAUGCGGCCACAUGCUGCUGGCUGUCAAGUGGUCACGAAGGUCCUAUUCACCUCUGGGACGCUUUCACAGGCGACCUAAGAUGCUCCUACAGAGGCUACAACGCAGUAGACGAACUAGAAUCUGCCAUGUGCGUCACCUUUUCUGCCGACGGUCAAAACAUAUUUAGCGGCUACAAGAAAAACGUCAAGAUAUUCGACACUGGACGUCCCGGACGUGAAUAUACGGAAAUCCCCAUCACUCAUCAGGUGUCCACUAUCGUCGCUAGCAAAGCCCAACCUGGAGUAGUGGCCAUUGGAACUGUUAAAGGAGUUAUUGAAUUAGUCUCACAAACUGACGGUACUUUGAGGAAUUUGUGUAAGCUCAAAGGGCAUAAAGGCGGUAUUACUUCGAUGGCAUUUUCAUUGGACGGUUCCAGACUGUACAGCGGCGCUAGGAAGGACAAAGAUCUCAUCUGUUGGGAUUUACGUGUGCCGGGCAGGCCGAUGUUUGUUUUGCCCAGAGAGUGUAGCACCAAUCAAAAAAUCUCUAUUGACUUGUCAUCUGAUAAUAAAUGGUUGGUGUCUGGCGGUUCGGAUGGUAAGGUACAAAUUUGGGACGUUACCGAACAACAUUACCCUACAGUACACUUGCAGAUGCAAUUGCAUAAUGACAGCUGCAACGGGGUGAGUUUGCAUCCCUACAGACCGAUCUUGGCGACUUCGAGCGGACAACAUCACAACAGCAUCGAUCCUAUGCAUCAUACCAGAAGUACUCCGGUUUACGAGAACGCUUUGUGUAUGUGGUGGGUGGGACCUCAACAAGAAGACGACUUACUUGCUACUAUUAUUAAAGCUGCCACUAAUGGUACUGCUUGAUUUUUGUUUCUAUUUUUUUUUUAUAGGCUAUUGGUUACAUGUGUGUAUUAUGAUUUGAAAUAAAAUAAAAGUUUUUUUGUAUAAGUUUUUGUUUUAUUCCUUAUAUUCAUUGUUACCAUACAAGAUGCAGUUGUUUAGGCAGUGAUUGAAAGAAUAUUCAAAUAUAAAUCUAAAAUAUAUAAAGGUUGAACAUAGUUCUAAUACAAAACAAGAUUAAUAAUGCUGACCAGCAACUUCUUAUGUUGGCACUUGUAUUAGAGCCUGAACUGUCUGGAUGGAAGCUCUCGUCUUUAAAUGACCCAAUUCUCAUAGCGUAGCUUAUCACGUAAGCUACAUAGCUUUGUUCGUGGACGCUAUUGAAUAAAUGAGCCAUUGGAC